CCAAAAGGACAGUGAAUUGGUCGAAUUAAGAUGAACUACUGAUCAUCAAUCUUCUUCAAUCUUCUUCAAUCUUUACCAUCUCUACAAUUCCACUCUUUUUCUCCAAUUUUUUUCCCUUUUCGAUCCUACUCUCUCUUCUAUUUUCUCUCUUCUACAGUACUAAAAGCAAUUGAACUCUGUCGUGAAGAAAGGCUUGCUUGCAAAUUACAAGCUCUGAAUCAUUGUGUAUUUCUGAUCAAUCUGCUAGUUUUAUUCCUGCUGUACCGACUGAGUUUGUGAAGUUUUCUUUAAUCACGAUGGGUCUCUCCAGUCUCCCAGCUCCGUCGGAAGGAGUUCUGAACGUGAUUCUUGUAAACACUGCUCUAUCCAUUUCCAUGUUCAAAUGCAUUGUUCGUUUAAUCCUUCACAUGGUAGGAAUCCGUCUCUCAUGGCCAUCAACUGUAGUCCCAUCACCAGAUUCCUUUGAAAGCUCCUCAGAGUUGGGAGAUCCCAAUUGUGGCUCCUCUUGGAAUUACCUUGAGAUGUUUCGACACCGAUGUCCAAGGAUUAGAUUCGAUAAAGUACCGAGUUCAGAACGUCGUGAACAUGACUGCUCGGUCUGUUUAACUCAAUUUGAACCUGAAUCGGCGAUAAAUCACUUAUCAUGUGGCCAUCUUUUUCACACAGAUUGCUUGGAGAAGUGGCUGGACUACUGGAACAUCACAUGCCCUCUUUGCAGAACUCCUCUAAUGUCUGAAGAAGGGAAAUCUUGCUUUUGGUGAGUGUUCGGUGCUACAAAUCUAGUUAGGGGAAAACUCAUGUACAGCACUAGAGACCAAAGUUUGAUGUAUGUCCUAGAGACCAAAGUUUUGUCCCUGUAAAUACAUGUUUAUGAAGUUCUACGCUUCUAGUUUCUGGCUUGUGCCUUUAGCUUUUAGGUUUUGAGUUAAUGCACUAUUAUUUCACUUUCUUUGUAUAUGGAAUUCUCUGAGUAUGCUAAAAGUUCUUCAGCUUCUGUUUGUUUGAUAUUAAGGUUGACACUUGACAGCAUGGGAAUUAAUUUUCUGAAAUUAUUGUUUUAA
Cucumis sativus (cucumber) is the source of this 1061-nucleotide messenger RNA. RefSeq names its product probable E3 ubiquitin-protein ligase XERICO. The transcript has 2 exons. Lineage: Eukaryota; Viridiplantae; Streptophyta; Magnoliopsida; Cucurbitales; Cucurbitaceae. The coding region runs from base 297 to 761 and encodes 154 amino acids. The record is from RefSeq and is a predicted model, not a curated record.